UGUCAACAUUGUCAACAAACAUUGCGACCAUCUCGAACUCCGUUUAUAAUAGUUUACGUAACAAAUCGUGUUGAAUUGGUUUUACAAUUUUAAUCUUCACUUACCUGUGGAAUACAGUACAAGUAAUCAGAAUUUGUUUCCACGCCUCUUUUGUGCUCGAUAUUUAUUUAGUUUCAUGAAUUUUUUCCCGAUAAUACGGCAAUGAGUGAUUGUAUAAUCAUCUAUAAAAGAUAACCUUAAGAUAGAUCGUGCGUACGUCGUAUAUUAAUCAUAGUAUUACUUAUUUAUCAAAGCACAUUAUUCCAGUUUGUGGUUCUAACAAGACGUCGGCACAGUGUUUACAAAACGAACGAAGGAAGGAAUCGAUCGAUCGAGUUCAUUUUCGCGACAGGCCAGCGCCUUAUUUCUGGCUUGAUGUUUCUGAAUGUGAAUCGGAAUUGCUAAAUUGAAAAGGAAAAAUCGAGUUUUAUAUUAUUAGUCGAAUUACUAACGUAUCGGUUGCGCGAGUUGAGUAGUUUGGAGUGUGUGACGUGUAGAGAGUAGUUUCAUUGAUCCGUCAUGUCGCAAGUGAAAAUGAUAAGAGCGGCAACUGCCAGUCAGUUGUGGAGCUGUGUGACGGCAAGGUGUGCCGGCGAGUCAACACGAGUAUCCCGGCGGAGCGGCAUCCGCGCACGCAGCAUGGCUACCAAGGCGCUUACUAUGGAAAAUGUGAAUCCCAACAUCGUCAGGUUGGAGUAUGCCGUGCGAGGGCCCCUCGUUACGCGAGCUACAGAGAUCGAGAAAGAACUUGAGAAGGGUGUGAAGAAACCGUUCAAGCAAGUGAUCAAGGCCAAUAUCGGAGAUGCGCACGCCAUGGGCCAGCAGCCCAUCACCUUCAUCAGGCAGGUGCUGGCGUGUAUCUCGAUGCCGGAGCUGAUCAAGACGUCCGACUUCCCCGCUGACGUGAAGCAGCGCGCGCAGCUGAUCCUCGAUUCCUGCGGCGGCAAGUCGGUGGGCUCGUACUCGGCGUCGCACGGCAUCGAGGUGAUCCGCCGCCACGUGGCGGAGUACAUCGAGCGGCGCGACGGCCACCCCGCCGACUGGCGCAACGUGUGCCUGUCCGCCGGCGCCUCCAACGGGAUCAAGAACUGCCUGCAGCUCUUCUGCAACGAUCUCAACGGGAAACCCUCUGGCGUCCUGAUCCCGAUCCCGCAGUACCCGCUAUACUCGGCCUCGCUGGCGGAGUACGGCCUCGAGCAGGCCGGGUACUACCUGGACGAGGACCACAACUGGGGCCUGGACGUGGCCGAGCUGGAGCGAGCCCUGAAGGAGGCCUCGGAGCGGUGCAACGUGCGAGCCAUCGUCGUCAUCAACCCUGGCAACCCCACUGGACAGGUGCUGACGCGGGCCAACAUCGAGGCCAUCAUCAAGUUCGCGCGGCAGCACGGGCUGUUCAUCUUCGCGGACGAAGUGUACCAGGACAACGUGUACGCGCCCGGCAGCGAGUUCCACUCCUUCAAGAAGGUGCUGGUAGAGAUGGGCAGCGGCUAUGCGGAGCAGCAGGAGCUGGCGUCGUUCAUGUCGGUGUCCAAGGGCUACAUGGGCGAGUGCGGGCUGCGCGGCGGCUGGAUGGAGCUGGUGAACCUGCAGCCGCAGGUGCAGGACAACCUCUACAAGGCCAUCAGCGCCAUGCUGUGCCCCACCACGCUGGGGCAGGCCGCCGUGGACUGUGUGGCCAAGCCCCCGUCGCCGGGCGAGCCGUCGUAUGAGCUGUGGGCCAGCGAGAAGGACGCCGUGCUGCGCUCGCUCAAGCUGCGGGCGCAGAUGAUCGCAGACACCUUCAACUCCAUGAGGGGCUUCCGGUGCAACGUGGUGCAGGGCGCGAUGUACGCGUUCCCCAGCUUCGAGCUGCCGCCGCGGGCGCUGGAGGCGGCCCGGCAGGCGGGGCAGGCGCCCGACGUCUACUACGCCUUCAAGCUGCUCGAGGAGACCGGCAUCUGCGUGGUGGCGGGCUCCGGCUUCGGCCAGCGGCCCGGCACCUUCCACUUCCGCACCACCAUCCUGCCGCAGCCGCCGCUGCUCAAGGAGAUGCUCUCCAUCUUCCAGAGGUUCCACGAGAAGUUCACACAAGAGUACGCCUAGGCACACCCGCCACACGCCCAACACUGCUUGUAACGUGACGUCGAGAUUAUUGGAACAGUUUACCAAGGAAGAUUUAAAUCCUGUCCAUCAUACCCUAGCAGCAAUAGAAUAUCAAGCGAGACGCGAUAUAUGCGAGCUUCGAUCAAUGGAGGUGUAAGCUGUCUACGUAGAUAAAUGGUGUACGUCCAAUGGUUGCAGCUCGCGUUAUUGUCGCGUCGCGCCUGGCAUACUACGGCAGCUAACAAACAAUAUUUCGCUACAGGUUAUAGGAUUGUUUUUGUCAGUUUAAAUUAGUGUAUUUAAUAAAACAUUAAGUUGUUGUAGCCAGUAGUUCCCUAUCUGCUCAAAUGAUUGGUUAGUCUUGCCACAUGUUGUCACUUUAGAAUUCGUAGAAUUUCCUUCCUUUCCUUGAUCGAUCAAUUCACAAUUACUGAUCAAAUAUUGCGGAAAGACAACAUUGUAAACUAUACCUUGUUGUAUUGUACUAAGUAAUCUAUAUGGAAUGAAGUGAUACCUUUAACUGCCGCACAUAUCUCAUGUUAUACUUUAAUUAUUAUAUUUCGUACAACAUGCAACAUUAUUUCAUGAACUACUUAUAUGAGUACAUCACAAGUGCAAUGCAAGUAGACGCUAUAAUAAGCUAAUUGUUACGUUGUAAAUGCCAUUAACGACCAAGUUUAUAUAUAUGGGUGGCUGCACAAUACAAGCCACGUGAAACUGUUUCUGAAUGUUUAUACAACCGUAUAAAUUAAUGUAUUUACGAAACAUAUUCUUCUGGAGUGUUCUCAUACAAAUAAGGCAAGGUUUUGUUGUAGUCAUACAUUUAGCUGAAUAUAAGCUAAAUAUUAGUGCAUUCGCACUGAACAGCAAUACGCGAUGAUAUUAUUAUUAUAUGUAUUAGCAUGCGAUGUAGUACGAGUAGUCGAUGAUAUUGUUAAGUAACUUUUUGUAUAUAAAAGACCAGUGAAAUAACAAAAAAAAAUAUAUGAUUAAGGUGGUUCGAUACGGUUAGCUAGGCGCUCAAGCGUCAAUAGAUGGCGUUGGUGCCUUAAUUUGACAUAAUUAUUUAUUUUUGGAUUUUAUACACAAUAUUGUUUCAAAGUUAUACGUUUGCCGGUAAUAGCGUAAUAUUUGUCAUGAUUUAACUAAAUUUCAAUUGAGUUGCAGUUCACGUAAUACUUUUAUUUGAAUAAAUAAAAGUUACCACCAAAAGCCGAACAUCUCACACACACAUUGAUAGUUAUGUUUGUUUACGAAACCAAUUACUAAUUUCGCCAGUUUAAACGUCAACGGAAUAGUCUAGUUGGAUGAAUAACAGGAUUCUAUAUGAGAUGGGUCUGGCUGGAUACUAGGGUUCCAACCUCGCUUUAUUAUUACUUUUUUUUUAUUGUAACAUUUUUUUCCCAUUUAUCCUGCUUAGUUUUUGCUACAAAUUGCUGUUAAAAUAUUUGAUUUUAUUUCAUAUUAUUAUUUAUUAUAUUAUAUAAAGCUACAAACCCAUGUACUGACUGACUGACUGACUGACUGACUGACUGACUGACUGACUGACUGACUCACUGACAGGGUUGUUCUCCCAGAAGGAGCGCCGGGGGGUAAAAAUGAUGUAUGGGAGAUGUGAUCAAGAUGUUCCGAUGAGUAUGGGAAAACUUCCAGAUCUUGGAAAACUGCUCCGCAUCAGGGAGACACCCUACCGUCUGGCAAAACUAUCGCACCUGGAACGAUUCUUUUUCACGAAACCUAUUAAAAUCUUGGUCAAAUUCUAUCGUGGGUGAAAAAAAAUCAAAAUGGCGGAUAAACAAGAUGGCCGCCAUACAAAUUUUUGUUUUUCAAGAAAAUGUCUUGGGGGUAAAAACUGUGUACGGAGGUGUAAUCGGAACGUCUUGUUGAGUAUGGAAAUACUGCUAGAUCUUCGAAAACUGCUCCGCAUCAGGGAGACACCCUACGGCCUGGCAAAACUAUAGCACCUAGAACUUUUUGGUUUUCACAAGACAUAUUUAAACCUUGGUCAAAUUCAAUUGGCAGUGAAAAAAAAUCAAAAUGGCGGAAAAACAAGAUGGCCGCCAUACAAAAUUUUCGUUUUUCUCGAAAAUGCCUCGGGGUGAAUGUGAUGUAAGAGGGAUGAGAUCAAAAUGUCAUAUUGAGUAUGGAAAUACUUCCCGACCUUCAAAAACUGCUCCUCAUCAGGGCGGCACCCUACGGCCUGGGAAAACUAUCGCACCUGGAACGAUUCUUUUUUCACCAAACCUAAUAAAAUCUUGGUCAAAUUUUAUCGCCGGUAAAAAAAAAUCAAAAUGGCCGAAAAACAAGAUGGCCGCCAUACAAAUUUUUGUUUUUACAGAAAAUGUCUCGGGUGUAAAAACGAUGUAUAGGGGUGUUAUGGGAACGUCAUCUUGGAAAACUGCUCCGCAUCAGGGAGACACCCUACGGCCUGGCAAAACCAUAGCACCUAGAACUUUUUUGAUUUCACGAAAACAAGAUGGCCGCCACACAAAGCUUCUAACUAAUACCGGACACGCGAGCAGCUUGCUGCGAGCGAACCACGCGACAUCUAGUUAUUAUAUUAUAUAUAGCUACAAACCCAUGUACUGACUGACUCACUCACUCACUGACAGAGUUGUUCUCCCAGAAGGAGCGUCGGGGGGUAAAAAUAAUGUAUGGGGGGUGUGAUCGGGAUCUCCCGGUGAGUAUGGGAAAACUUCCAGAUCUUGGAAAACUGCUCCGCAUCAGGGAGACACCCUACAGUCUGGCGCAACUAUUAUACCUGGAUCAAUUUUUUUUCGCAAAACCUAUUUAAAUCUUGGUCAAAUUCAAUCGCCGGUGAAAAAAAAAUCAAAAUGGCGGAAAAACAAAAUGGCCGCCAUACAAAAUUUUGUUUUUCUAGAAAAUGUCUCGGAGGCAAAAACAAUGUAUUGGGGUGUAAUCGGAAUGUCAUGUUGAGUAUGUAAAUACUUCCUGAUCUUCAGAAACUGCUCCGCAUCAGGGAGACACCCUACGGCCUGGUGAAACUAUCGCACCUGGAACUUUUUAGUUUUCACAAUACCUAUUUAAAUCUUGGUCAAAUUCAAUCGCCGGUGAAAAAAAAAAUCAAAAUGGCGGAAAAACAAGAUGGCCGCCAUACAAAAUUUUAUUUUUCCAGAAAAUGUCUCGUGAGUAAAAACUGUGUAUGGGGGUGUAAUCGGAACGUAUUGUUGAGUAUGGAAAUACUUCUCGAUCUUGAAAACCUGCUCCGCAUCAGGGAGACACCCUACGGCCUGACAAAACUAUCGCACCUGGAACGAUUGUUUUUUCACAAAACCUAUUUAAAUCUUGGUCAAAUCUAUUCUCUGGUGGUAAAAUAUCAAAAUGGCGGAAAAACAAGAUGGCCGCCAUACAAAAUUUUGUUUUUCCAGAAAAUGUCUGAGAGGUAAGAUUGAUGUAUAGGGGUGUGAUCGGAACGUCAUCUAGAGUACGAGUAUACUUCAAGGUUUUCAAAAACUGCUCCGCAUCAGGGAGAGACCCUACGGCCUGGCGCAACUAUCGCACCUGGAACGAUUCUUUCUUCACAAGACCUAUUUAAAUCUUGGUCAAAUUCUAUCGCGGUAAAAAAAUGGCGGGAAAACAAGACACGCGAGCAGCUUGCUGCGAGCGAACCACGCGAAAUCUAGUUUUUCCUGAUAAGUAAGUACAUAUAAAAAGAAAACCAGUUAAGUUUGCAGUAAGUUAUAUUGUUAUUUUAUGUUAUUUAUUUACAAACGGCAAUAUCAAACAGGCUAACGAAAAUUAUUGAUAUUUGAAGUAAGAUUCAGAUUUCGUUUAUUCAGAUUAGGAUAUAAUAUUUAUCUCUUUCUGAUUGUCACUACUUUAUACAAUGCAAAGCAAACAGCGCGCUUGUUCACAAAGUAGUAAUAAAAUAAUUGCUACCACAUAAUUGAAAUAUCAAUACAUUUUUGUUUUUUUGUUACUCUUCGAAGUACUACCUCUGGCAAAAUACAAUUUUUAUAAAAUGUUACUAAUUUUGGCAUCAUAUUUUUAAUGAAAUUUUCGUCACGCUGUACUUCCAACACUGUGAUGUCAAAACUUGGAGAAACAUAGCCAAUGAAGUAACAUUUCAUCAUUUUUGAAACCCGCAGUUGACCCUGGAUCUGCAAUCAGAACACCCGUUUUUGUAAAAAAUAUUAUAUUAUUACAAGCAGUAUUAUAUCUGCUAUAAUAAUUACAAUAUACCUGAUAGUAAUA
Pectinophora gossypiella (pink bollworm) is the source of this 6336-nucleotide messenger RNA. RefSeq names its product alanine aminotransferase 1-like. Gene Ontology annotation, molecular function: L-alanine:2-oxoglutarate transaminase activity; pyridoxal phosphate binding. Bases 559 to 2121 code for a protein of 520 amino acids. The transcript is spliced from 10 exons. Gene Ontology annotation, biological process: biosynthetic process. NCBI's taxonomy places the organism in Eukaryota, Metazoa, Arthropoda, Insecta, Lepidoptera, Gelechiidae. The record is from RefSeq and is a predicted model, not a curated record.